CUCCCCGCCUUUACUGCUCAACAGGCAGCCUACUGGGCCAUCGGAACCGGUACAGACCCUUUUAUGCUAACACUUUUUCUCCCUUUUACGGCGGGAAAGAAAGUUGGUGCGUGUAGGGUUUGGCCUAUGCGCCCCCCCUUCGGACACUCACUCGUUAUCUUGACUCCGGUUCCGGUGGUUCUCGCACCGUCUUUGUGCGUGUAUUGCAUCGCGUAAACAAGGUUUUCAUUGUUGGAUGACGACACCCGCGGGGUUCAAUGGGGACGAGUUAGAUAUCCAAGCGAACCGAGAUGGACGAUGCGAUCGUGCUCCACCCGCACAAGUGUGAAAGCGAGAGAGGCAUCUAAAAGGGGAGGGAAUCCGAUAAACAGAGUGCGUGUGUUUGUGUACUCCCGGUGCUGCUGCUGCUGCUGAUGACGAUGACGAUGAUGAUGAUGAUGACACAGGCCCCCAGUGAAUAGUUCGCCGAAUAAGUGACAACCUGGUCCGUGACAAUAAUAGAGACCACACCGCGCGGCAGUAAAGGGCAACCAAAAUAGAGGCCGCCGUUUGGAGAGAGGAAAACGGUUGCUCUUCUGUUCUGUUCUGAUCUGGUAGUAGCUGAUCGAGUAGGGUGUUCUAGUGGAGUGGUCCGAACGCAAGAAGACGAGGCUAGUUCUUCCGGAAUAUUUCCAACCACUAGGAGCAACAGGUGGGCUUCGGUGGAAAUGGCUUUCUUCUUUAACUUUGUCGCGAUCAGCUUCUUCGUGUAUCAUCUGGUCCGGUUGAUACUGUGGGCAGUGCUCGAUUCGGACAUUGAACUCUUUGUGCUCUCCAAAUUGGGCAAACCGAUCUCUUCGCUGCGUGGUAAGGUAGUAUGGAUUACGGGAGCAUCGAGCGGAAUAGGGCGUGAUCUGGCGAUCGCCCUCGCCAAGCACGGUGUCAAAUUGUGCAUUUCCGCACGUAACAUCUCGGAGCUACUGAAGGUGAAGCAAAGCUGUCUCGCUGCAUCGAAUGGCGGCCUCGGACCGAACGAUGUUUACGUGCUGGAGAUGGAUAUGCUGCACGUGAAUCACCAUAACGAUUACUUCAACAUGGUGAUUGACCACUUCAAGACGGUGGACGUGUUGGUGAACAAUGCCGGUAGAUCGCAGCGGGCCGAGUGGGGCUCCAUCAACGUCAAAGUUGACCGGGAACUGUUCGAGCUGGAUGUGUUUGCGGUGGUAAACCUGUCGCGUGUGGCCCUUAACUUUUUCGUGCGCAACUCGCUCAAGGGUCACCUGGUGGUGACGAGCAGUACGGCGGGGCUGAUCGGAGCACCGAACUCGGGCAGUUAUACCGGUGCCAAGCAUGCACUACAUGGAUACUUUGAGGCUCUAAGGAACGAAUCGCCAAAUGUGAACGUUACCAUGUUUUGCCCGGGACCGACGGCUACCAACUUCCUGCAGGAAUGCUUUACCGAAACACCGGGCACGAAGUACAACCAACGUGUACAACCGACCGAUCGGCGCAUGACCAGCGAACGGUGUGGUCACCUAUAUGCGCUGGCCAUCGCCAACAAGACGCACCUCAGCUGGGUCGGUACGUUCCCGAUCAACUUCCUGCUCUACAUCGGAUGCUACUAUCCGAACCUGAAACGAGUCUUGAUGAAGAUGGUCGGCAUGGAGCGUCUGCAGCGGGUUCGCGACAGUCGGUAAAUUGGCGUUAACAGAGCUGGGCACGCCCUGCGACGUACUCCACAUUCCAUAGGCAGCAGCAGGGCCCGCAUCACACCUCUCUUCCAUCGACUUGUUGGUCGCGCGCACAACAUUCGGCGUUCGUUAGCUUUGUUCACGCACCAUCAGAUUAGUCACAUUAUCACUUCGUUUCCCGCUUUGCUUCUCUUACAAGAAGAUAGCACCGUCGCGUAGGCACACUGUUACUGUUUCCAGAAAUGUUCUCUAUGGAAGAACGAGUAGUACGUGAUUUGUUUAUCACCGAGAUAUUGUUUUUUUUUUGCUUCUCUUGUUUGUGUUUUCCAUUAUAUUUUGCAUUUGGAGCGGCGUACUUUAACAUAUACCGCUGAGGUGCGGCUCAGCGAGCGACAUUAUGAUGCUUUUAGUGAAAUGUAUUUAAUAAAUUAACGUUCUUGUUCACAUACUUUAACCAGUUGUUGAUAGUCAAAAAGAAAAGAAUGAGAAUUUGGCUAUAAGUUAAACUGCUAGAUUAUUGCUGUAUAAGUAUUGAGCCUGCAAAUUGCAAUUGAGCCUGUAAAUUGUUAAUGUAAUUAAAAAAAUGGUACACCAAACACGUUAACAUGAUCCAUUUAUGUCGUAGUGGCAAUACUGCGUGAAGAAGAUUUAUAUCAUGCCGGGUGGCACUAAGAUCUUAAUCGCAGUAACGAUGGAGAAAGAGAACCGUUCUAUUGUCAAUCAUGCUUCAAUAAAUAGUUGCCAGCAAUCUA
Anopheles darlingi is the source of this 2422-nucleotide messenger RNA. Its product is annotated as dehydrogenase/reductase SDR family member 7. NCBI's taxonomy places the organism in Eukaryota, Metazoa, Arthropoda, Insecta, Diptera, Culicidae. Gene Ontology annotation, molecular function: oxidoreductase activity. The record is from RefSeq and is a predicted model, not a curated record. The coding region runs from base 708 to 1676 and encodes 322 amino acids. The transcript has 6 exons.